UAGAGGAGCGUGACCAGUGAGCAGACGAGGAAGGGGCGGGAUCCGGGGGUCCCGGCAGCUUCUAGUAGGUUCCAGAAGGCGGCGCGUGCGGUUGGGAACGCGGAGCCGACGGAGUCGAUUCUACCGGGUUCCGGACUGGGCUAUGGAGCAGGUAAAUGAGCUAAAAGAGAAGGGCAAUAAGGCCCUGAGUGCCGGCAACAUCAACGAUGCAUUACAGUGCUAUUCCGAAGCAAUCAAGUUAGAUCCCCACAACCAUGUGCUCUACAGCAACCGCUCAGCAGCCUACGCCAAGAAAGGCGACUACCAGAAGGCCUACGAAGAUGGUUGCAAAACUGUUGACUUAAAGCCUGACUGGGGCAAGGGCUAUUCUCGAAAAGCAGCAGCUCUUGAGUUCUUGAACCGAUUUGAAGAAGCCAAGCAAACCUAUGAGGAGGGUUUAAAGCAUGAAGCAAAUAAUCCUCAGCUCAAAGAGGGAUUACAGAAUAUGGAGGCCCGGUUGGCAGAGAGGAAAUUCAUGAACCCUUUCAACAUGCCCAAUCUGUACCAGAAGUUGGAGAGCGAUCCCAGGACAAGGGCGCUGCUCAAUGAUCCUACCUACCGGGCACUGAUAGAGCAACUGCGAAACAAGCCAUCCGAUCUGGGCACGAAACUGCAAGAUCCCCGGAUUAUGACUACUCUCAGUGUCCUCCUUGGAUUUGAUCUGGGCAGUAUGGAUGAUGAGGAAGAAGUUGCUACACCUCCGCCACCACCUCCUCCCAAAAAGGAGACCAAACCAGAACCAAUGGAAGAGGAUCUUCCAGAGAACAAGAAGCAGGCACUGAAAGAAAAGGAGCUGGGAAAUGACGCCUACAAGAAGAAAGACUUUGACACAGCCUUGAAGCACUACGACAGAGCCAAGGACCUGGACCCCACCAACAUGACUUACCUGACCAAUCAAGCAGCCGUGUACUUCGAAAAGGGCGACUACAGCAAAUGCCGGGAGCUCUGUGAGAAGGCCAUUGAAGUGGGGCGAGAAAACCGGGAAGACUACCGACAGAUCGCCAGAGCUUACGCACGAAUUGGCAAUUCCUACUUCAAAGAAGAAAAAUACAAGGAUGCCAUCCAUUUCUACAACAAGUCUCUGGCAGAGCACCGAACACCAGAUGUGCUCAAGAAAUGCCAACAGGCAGAGAAAAUCUUAAAGGAGCAAGAGCGGCUGGCCUACAUAAACCCUGACCUGGCUUUGGAGGAGAAGAACAAAGGCAAUGAGUGUUUCCAGAAAGGGGACUAUCCCCAAGCCAUGAAGCAUUACACAGAAGCUAUCAAACGGAACCCACGAGAUGCCAAAUUGUACAGCAAUCGAGCUGCCUGCUACACCAAACUGUUGGAGUUUCAGCUGGCACUCAAGGACUGUGAGGAAUGUAUCCAGCUAGAACCAUCCUUCAUCAAAGGUUAUACCCGGAAAGCAGCUGCCCUGGAAGCCAUGAAGGAUUACACCAAAGCGAUGGAUGUCUACCAGAAGGCGCUAGAGCUGGACUCCAACUGUAAGGAGGCAGCAGAUGGUUACCAACGCUGUAUGAUGGCCCAGUACAACCGACACGACAGCCCCGAAGAUGUGAAGCGACGGGCCAUGGCCGACCCUGAGGUGCAACAGAUCAUGAGUGACCCAGCCAUGCGGCUCAUCCUGGAACAGAUGCAGAAGGACCCUCAGGCACUUAGCGAACACUUAAAGAAUCCUGUAAUAGCACAGAAGAUCCAGAAGCUGAUGGAUGUGGGUCUGAUCGCAAUUCGGUGAUGACUUGCUCAUCAUCCCUCUUCCCUCUGUCCUCGUGUGGAAAGAGGAGCUGGGACCGCAGCAAGCAGCAUGGAGCAGAAGGGAGAGAAGGGGGAAAGCAAACAACUUAUCUCUAUAUAUUUAUACAGACCUGUGUGGAAGAUACAGAGACUUGUACCCACGUUACUCUAUAGCCGCUGCCUCUGGGACCUCCCAGCACAUGCAUGGUCUCUUCCGCUGCCCUUGAGUUCCGUGUCUCUGUCCCCUGUUCCCAGUCGCUGUCUCAGCUGCCCUCCCAUAGUUGGUUAUUUUUUAUUUGGGGCAGUGGGCAUGAAUGGGGAAGGGAGGGUAUUUUUCCCAACCUCAGGUCCCAACUGUCUUCACAUUGUUAACUCCGAGUCCCCUUCUCCAAUAAAACAAGCCAGUCAGGCGUGGUUAUGCCUUG
Messenger RNA from Myotis lucifugus (little brown bat), 2198 nucleotides. It is a transcript of the gene STIP1, whose product is annotated as stress induced phosphoprotein 1. Gene Ontology annotation, molecular function: Hsp90 protein binding. The record is from RefSeq and is a predicted model, not a curated record. The transcript is spliced from 14 exons. NCBI's taxonomy places the organism in Eukaryota, Metazoa, Chordata, Mammalia, Chiroptera, Vespertilionidae. Bases 143 to 1774 code for a protein of 543 amino acids.